This is a messenger RNA of Camelina sativa (false flax), 587 nucleotides long. Lineage: Eukaryota; Viridiplantae; Streptophyta; Magnoliopsida; Brassicales; Brassicaceae. The record is from RefSeq and is a predicted model, not a curated record.
AAACCACAAGUUUCAAUGAUUUUGCAGAGAGGUUUCAACUCAUUCAUUGAUCUUUCUAUAUAUACACACAUAACUCAUUCUUUCUCUCAUCAACCAACAACAAGAAAUCCAUUAACUUGAAUCUUUUCAUACAUCUUUGGAAGCAAUUCAAAAAGAUUUCAAACCGAAAGAAAUAGAAAUGGCUUUGGUGAGAAGUCUAUUGGGUGCAAAGAAGAUUUUAAGCCGCUCCACCAGAGCAACCUCGGCGGCACCAAAAGGGUUUUUUGCAGUGUAUGUAGGAGAGAGCCAGAAGAAAAGAUAUUUGGUGCCAAUCUCAUACCUAAACCAGCCUUCAUUUCAAGUUCUGCUCAGUAAAUCCGAGGAAGAGUUUGGAUUCUAUCAUCCGAUGGGUGGCUUAACGAUUCCCUGUCCUGAAGAUACCUUCAUCAUUGUGACUUCUCGGCUCCAAUGAUGAUGAUCCAACAUUUUUUUGUUCUUCUUAGUUUAGAAAUAGGAUUAUUCAUUGUAAAUAGCUAAGCUGAGCUUUUUUUUCUUGAAAGAGUUGUUCUAAAAGUAUUUUUAUGCGAAAGACACGAUUCAUGUCAAUA